Limanda limanda (common dab) is the source of this 2848-nucleotide messenger RNA. Its product is annotated as calcium-binding mitochondrial carrier protein SCaMC-2-B. Gene Ontology annotation, cellular component: mitochondrial inner membrane. The record is from RefSeq and is a predicted model, not a curated record. Gene Ontology annotation, molecular function: ATP transmembrane transporter activity; calcium ion binding. NCBI's taxonomy places the organism in Eukaryota, Metazoa, Chordata, Actinopteri, Pleuronectiformes, Pleuronectidae. Bases 192 to 1292 code for a protein of 366 amino acids. The transcript has 9 exons. Gene Ontology annotation, biological process: transmembrane transport.
CGCCCACAGCAGUGGUCCUGGUGGAGACACCUGCAGAACAGAAAAUAGUGACAGCUGGAGACAAAGACCUGGACGGACAGUUGGACUUUGGAGAGUUUGUCCAUUAUCUCAAAGACCAUGAGAAGAAACUCCGGCUCGUCUUCAAGAGCCUGGACAAGAAGAACGAUGGUCACAUCGACUCCCAGGAGAUAAUGCAGUCUCUGCGAGACCUGGGCGUGAACAUCUCUGAGGAACAGGCGGAGAAGAUCCUCAGGAGUAUGGAUAAGAAUGGAACGAUGACGAUCGACUGGAACGAGUGGAGAGAUUAUCACCUCCUGCAUCCAGCCGGCAACAUCCCUGAGAUCAUCCUCUACUGGAAACACUCCACGAUCUUUGACGUAGGUGAGAGUUUAACGAUUCCCGAUGAAUUCACUGCAGAAGAGAAGAAAACGGGAAUGUGGUGGCGACACCUAGUGGCUGGAGGAGGAGCUGGAGCGGUGUCUCGAACCUGCACGGCUCCACUGGACAGGCUGAAGGUUCUCAUGCAGGUUCACGCCUCCAAGAGCAACAGCAUGCGCAUCUCUGGGGGCUUCACCCACAUGAUCCGUGAGGGCGGAGUCCGCUCGCUGUGGAGAGGCAACGGCAUCAAUGUCAUCAAAAUCGGCCCCGAGUCUGCGAUCAAGUUCAUGGCCUAUGAGCAGAUUAAACGAUUAAUCGGAAGCAACCAGGAGACGCUGGGCAUCGGCGAGCGGCUGGUGGCGGGCUCUCUGGCCGGCGUGAUCGCUCAGAGCAGCAUCUACCCCAUGGAGGUGCUGAAGACCCGCCUGGCGCUGAGGAGGACGGGUCAGUUCUCCGGCAUCUUGGAUUGUGCCAAACACAUCCUCUACAAGGAGGGGGGGGCGGCUUUCUACAAGGGCUACGUCCCCAACCUGCUGGGCAUCAUCCCGUACGCUGGGAUCGACCUGGCUGUCUACGAGACUCUGAAGAACUGGUGGCUCCAGCGUUACGCCACCGACAGCGCUGACCCCGGCGUGUUUGUGCUCCUGGCGUGUGGCACCACCUCCAGCACGUGUGGUCAGCUGGCCAGCUACCCGCUCGCCCUGGUCAGGACUCGCAUGCAGGCUCAAGCUACUCUGGAAGGAGGCCCUCAGAUGACCAUGACGGGCCUGUUCAGACACAUCGUCAGGACCGAGGGCGCCACGGGACUCUACCGGGGUCUGGCGCCCAACUUCAUGAAGGUCAUUCCGUCUGUGAGCAUCAGCUACGUGGUGUACGAGCACCUGAAGCUCACUCUGGGGGUCCGGUCGAGGUGAGGAGGAGGAGGAACCAAGAGUCAAGACGCUGCUUUUCUCUGCUCCUGGAGUUUGACUACGUUUGGAUCUAAGAAGCAAGCGGCAGAAAUCCUUCACAUCCACAUCAAAUAAUCCACUUCCAGGGUUUGAAGGACGGACGUGAGGAGACGAAAGCUGAGGAGAACUUUGUGGAAGGAGGAGAGUUUGUCCUUUGCUGUUGUUUGAAACUUUCUUUGAGCGACUCAGAUGUGCUCCUGCUUUGUUUUAGCAAAACUGAAGUUUACAUAGAAUUGGGUGAGGGAGUUUCCUGGUGGACCAGCAGCGUGUUGUCUCCGCCGCUGAGCGACCUGCUGCUGCUCUGUGUAGAAGUCUGAACUCUUAAAGGGCUUUGUUAUCCUUCAGUUCAUCAUGAAUCAUUCCCCCCCGCUGCAGCACUGAUCCUGAUCCGCACCAGGACAGUGAGCAGGCUCCUCUGUUUGGAUUCAGAUUCCAUCCAACGCAAAACCUUACCAGAGCUUUUUCAUGUCUACGAACUUAACUGUGGACAAAAGAUACUUCAUGACAUCACAUUUAUUCUGACUUCCACUGUCUCCAGCACUAAGAUGCAAUGAGCCUCUUAAUUAAGAAAGAAUCAUAAUAUUAUGAGGAGAAGUCGAUAAGUUUAGAGGAUAAAGUAUAUUAGUGGAAGUGUUUGGUCGCGGUGGACUGUGACAUCAGAGAAGUUCGAUCCAGAUGGAGAGAAAGUUCCCUCGGUUAGAAAAAAUCUAUCUUUUAUUUAUGCUUGAAAUAUCUUUUUAGAAUUAAGGAAAUAAUGUCAAACAUACGAAUCACGUUUCCUCUCAUAUCAUAAAUAAUAGAUAAAUAAACCUUCAGAAUCAUUAUUUCAUGACGUCAGAUCAUUAACUUGAUAUGAAGCUGCCUCUGCUGAGCACGGGGAAUCGGCCCGGUGUCUUCACGCUGUUCGUCCGGUGCUGUCGAGCCUUGUUGUCGUGAGCGAGAGGAGACGUGAAGAAAAGAGCCGUUUGAUUUCAGGUUGGUUGUAGGGCUGCUCGAUUAUGGAGAAAAUCAUAAUCACUAUUAUUUUGGACAAUAUUGAAAUCACUAUUAUUCAAACGAUUAUUUUUGAGUUUGAAAACAUGAUGCAUUUAUUCAGUAUUUCUCUCCAAAAAACACUUAAACUCAGAAUCGCGCCAGGAAACACUAAAUUACUUUAAAUGAUAUAAAUGACAUAUUUUAUAUUCCAUAAAUGAUCAAAUAUGCAUCCCAUACUUUGGAUUUCCCUUCUGUUGUCCUGGAGUUUCAAUUUCCCAGAUUUUCCCUCAUUAUUAAACGCAUCUGUCGUUUUAACUCCAUUAUAUUGUUGGAGAUGUUUGACCCAAAAAUCGAAAUCACGAUUAAAAUUCAAUUAAUUGCACAGCUCUAGUUGGUUGUGAACAGUCUGAGGUCCGGAGCCGUCAGACCUCGUGCACUCUGAGGAUCUGUGAGGUCGUGGGAGUGAAUCCCUCGGCUGUGGUUGUUGAGUUUACAUCUCAAGAGGCGAUGACACUAAACAGGAAGUGAAACCUACAGGGGAACGA